Neodiprion virginianus is the source of this 2187-nucleotide messenger RNA. RefSeq names its product CXXC-type zinc finger protein 1-like. The record is from RefSeq and is a predicted model, not a curated record. NCBI's taxonomy places the organism in Eukaryota, Metazoa, Arthropoda, Insecta, Hymenoptera, Diprionidae. Gene Ontology annotation, biological process: positive regulation of DNA-templated transcription. Gene Ontology annotation, molecular function: DNA binding; zinc ion binding. Gene Ontology annotation, cellular component: Set1C/COMPASS complex. The coding region runs from base 520 to 2073 and encodes 517 amino acids. The transcript has 5 exons.
AAAAAUUGAAUACAUGCAUGGCAUAAAGGUACAAAAAGAUCUGGGGUAAAUCAAUAAUUUACACUAUACAGUUUCUAUGCUUUCAACGAUUAUUUCAAAUUACCCGACUAUGCUACAACAUUAUCGACCUACACAUUUAAUUCUAGGUUUAGUACCGGAACUCUAAAUCAGAAAAAAGUGAACCCUUGAGGGUAAAACCUAGUAAUAACGCUGAGCUUAUCUUAUACUUAUUAAUUAUCAACCGAUUCAUUUGUUGGGCUCUUCUCUGUUACAACAGAGUUCACUUUCGAAACUACGUUUAAACGCAAAGGCGCGUACAUGGUACGUGCACUGCAUUGUGGGUAUGGUAGAGGUAAUUCAAGAUGGCAGCUGCGGCUGUAUAAAGUGGCGAUCUCUGAGAAAACGAUGGAAUAAUAAUUGUGUCUCUACUUUUCAUAACUGACUCUUUAGAGACGCAGGUUGAAUCUUUGGAUUGUAGUGUAAUUGGACUAUAAUCGUUAUCAGAAUACACGCCUAAUCAUGGGCGAUAAGAGACACGGUCUUUCGAAAGAAGAGAUUGCAAAGCAAUUUAUGUUACCAGAAAGGAAGAGUAAAAUUGCAACGUUACUAAAGCAAGAUGGUCAAGCUUAUUGCAUUUGUCGUAGCUCGGAUAGCUCCCGUUUCAUGAUUGGAUGUGACGCUUGCGAGGAAUGGUACCAUGGUGAUUGUAUCAAUAUUACAGAAAAAGAAGCGAAACAUAUCAAGCAGUUUUUCUGUGUUCGCUGCCGGGAAGAGGACUCGACACUUAUAACACGUUAUAAACCCCGUAGAUCUGAACAAGAUGAUCAUAAAUACAAAAAGUAUAAAGAGAAAGAAAGGGCUAUUCGAUACGAAUACGACGCUCCUUGGGAUCCUACUAUUGUGAAGAAAUCUUCAAAACGUUGUGGCGAAUGUUCGGGCUGUCUACGCUCAGAAAACUGCGGCAAAUGUGAUGCUUGUAGACACUUGAAAAAAUUUGGUCCUUCUAUCAGGUUGAAGUUGAGAUGUAUCCAAAGAACGUGCAGAGUACUCGGUGCACCACCCAAACCCUUGAAAGGAUAUAAUAAAGGUUCAAAACCAGGUAGAAAAAGGAGAAGGGACUCCAGCAACGAAAGAGCUGAGCAUUUGGAUCAGCCACGGCAAUGUUACGGUCCCGCAUGCACAAAACAAUCUCGACCCGGUAGCAAGUAUUGUUCAGAUGAGUGCGGAAUGAAAUUGGCUACGAAUAGAAUAUACCAGGUACUACCGCAGAGAAUUCAAGAAUGGUCAUUAACAUCCUGUGUUGCUGAACAAAAUAAUAGGCGAGCAUUAGAGACGGUUAGGAAACAGCAAAAUGAUGUUAGAAGGAUCCUGCAAGAAUUGGACAAGCGACAUUCGGAACUUGAUCGUAUUUUGGAAAGGGCUAAACAAGCUACUAUUGAUCCAAAAACUGAAGUUGACGAUUUGGAUGAUACGGAAAUGAGCAUGUACUGUAUUACAUGUGGACACGAAAUCCAUUCUCGCACUGCCAUUAAACAUAUGGAAAAAUGUUUUAACAAGUAUGAAUCUCAAGCAUCAUUCGGAUCGAUGUUCAAAACACGUAUUGAGGGUCAAGUGAUGUUUUGCGACUUUUACAAUCCUAUCAAUCGAACAUAUUGCAAACGAUUGCGGGUCUUAUGUCCCGAACACUGCAAGGACCCGAAAAUAAGCGAAACUGACGUAUGUGGUUGCCCAUUAGUCACAAAUGUGUUCGACACUACUGGUGAAUUUUGUCGUGCACCAAAAAAGAGUUGCCUCAAGCACUAUGUAUGGGAGAAACUGAGACGUGCUGAAAUAGACAUGGAACGAGUGAGAGAGUGGUUGAAAAUAGACGAAUUGGUGGAGCAAGAGAGACAAAUCCGUUCGAACAUGGCUACGCGAGCUGGUGUCUUGGCCCUGAUGCUGCAUUCAACAUACAAUCAUGAGUUAAUGGAACAAAUGACGCAAGAACAAAGUAGGGAACAGAUUGAGGCAAUGGAGGAAGAGUUACAACGCAGAUAUAAUACCCAAUUCCAGAAACAGCAGACUAAAAAUUGAACAACUCUUAACUAUAAUCGAAUGGAAUGUAAAAAACUUUGUGAACCAACGAUAAGUUGUGUGGUUCCAUUAUAUAAUUUUCAGAUUGUUAUACAUAAAUGACUAAACAACAAA